AUGGCAACAAUUGAGCAGGGCAAUGGAGUUGGCUUGCAGGGCAGCACAGAGAAGCUGACAGAUGAUGGGAGAGGUACCACCUCACAUGGAUCCGACCCCGAGGCUAACGGCACCGUCCCCGGGGAGCAACAGGUGGACAAGUACGGGUUCACAGGAGGAGCCCAGCAGCACCCAGGACAGAUUGCUGAAGAAAUCCCCAAUGAUGUGCUGCGGCAGCGGGAGGCAAAAUGGCUGGAGAUGCUCAACAGCUGGGACAAAUGGAUGGCCAAAAAACACAAGAAGGUGAAAGAGCGCUGCCAGAAGGGGAUCCCUCCAUCCCUGCGAGGCCGGGCCUGGCUCUACCUCACUGGGGGGAAAGUGAGAAGGGAGCAGAACCAGGGCAAAUUCGAGGAACUGGACAAUCAGCCAGGAGAUCCUAAAUGGGUAGAUAUUAUUGAGAGGGACCUGCAUCGACAAUUCCCCUUCCAUGAAAUGUUUUCAGCCAGAGGAGGUCAUGGGCAGCAGGACCUCCUCCGCGUGUUGAAGGCUUACACUCUGCAUCGUCCUGAGGAGGGUUAUUGUCAGGCUCAGGCUCCCAUUGCUGCUGUACUCCUGAUGCAUAUGCCAGCAGAGGAUGCAUUCUGGGUUCUUGUCCAGAUUUGUGAGAAAUACCUUCCUGGAUACUACAGUACAGGGCUGGAGGCGAUCCAGCUGGACGGGGAGAUCCUGUAUGCUCUGCUGCGGAAGGUGUCUCCUGUGGCCCACCGUCACCUGAAGAAGCACAAGAUGGAGCCCAUCCUGUACAUGACUGAGUGGUUCAUGUGCGCCUUCUCUCGGACUCUGCCGUGGGCCUCGGUGCUGCGUGUCUGGGACAUGUUCCUUUGUGAUGGAGUAAAGAUCCUCUUUCGAGUGGGCCUGGUUCUCCUGAAAUGCAUGUUGGGAUCCCAAGAGAAACUGAAGGCCUCUCAGGGUCUCUAUGAAACAAUGGAGCUGCUCCGAGCCAUACAGCCGCAGUACAUGCAAGAAAGCUUCCUGGUGCACGAGAUUAUUGAGUUAGUGGUGUCUGAGAGGGACAUUGAGAAGGAACAUCUCGCUCAGCUGCGGAGCUGGAAAGAAUCUCGUGGAGAUCUACACUGCAAGUCCCCUCCCAGGAUGCACGGCGCCAAGGCCAUCAUGACUGCCGAGCCGCCCAGUCGACAGCACCUGAAACAGAGGCCCACCAUCAUCGUGGAGUCUCCCCUAGCAACCAAGACAGAUGGGGAGAGAGCAGGGAAGACCAAGGAAAGUGGAAAGACUAGAGAGAAAACAAUCGUACCACCACAGGAGACUGUUAACCCUUCCCUUCCUCCCAGUGACCCCUCACCUCUCCUCGAUCACAUGACUGUACAAGGGUCCAAAGAGAGUCUGAGCAGUGCAGAGCACGACACGUACCUGUAGCCGGGUAAGUGUCACCAGUUUAUUUCCGUAAAUCAUUCCACACAGCCUUUACUCACAUGUCACAGUGGCAUGACAAACUUUUCCAUGACUAUGUGUGUCUGUAGUAGUCGUGACUGUGACAGUUUUUUAGUAAAAUGGCUAUUUUUACAAUCAAGAAAAGAAGUAAUCUAAUUUUCAAAGCUGGCAAAAAUGCCAUUGCUCAGACUGCUAAGCAGCAACUGUAAUACUCAACACAUUUUCGGUGUCAUUUUGUUUAUACAGGUUGCUAUUUACUCUUCUUUUAACAACUACAGUCGUGGAAAUUUAUCAUAAAUAUAUAUGGAGCUCAGAAAUGUGUAAUUGCCAGGCAGCAACAACAGAUGGCGACUAUGUGCCUGUUUGGUGCUGUUGGAGCUUUUAGCUUCAUAUGACUGAACAUGUGGGCAUGUACACUCACUGACUCACCGUUAACAACUACUGCUGCCAUUUACCUCUUACAUUUACCUCUUAGAUUCUUUCCUUUGUUAUAAAUGAAGUCGGAUUUUGUCUCAAUUGAUGAAGUCUUUUCUAGAGCACUUUGCCUUUUAUAGUCUUCCUCUUUGCCGACGUUAGUCAGUACGUUGCCAACGCAGAGAUUCAUCCUGUUUUGCUAGACUCGCACUAAUUUGCAGACGCACAGUUUAUCAGUGUGUCUGACUGUAGAGCGCAGUCAUUUGACUGUUAUUCUGCAUUUGUCUUUGCUGUCUUUGAACACUUGAGGGCGUCCUGAGAUAAUCUCACAGCCUCAGCAGAGAGCAAAAACUAACACAAUGAAGGAAGAAGAAGUGUGCAGGGACAUUUUGUGCCACUAAAGCCAAAGAUUUUGAAUGCAUAUUUUUAAGGUAUAUGUUGUCCAAAUAGUUUAUUCAAUUUGGGAGAGGAUCAGGUUUAUAUUUAUGUCGUGAAUGAGAUAUGGUAAAAUGCCAUUUUUUGAAGAACUCUAAUACAAAGCUGUUUGUUUACAAUUAUGCUUAAAGGUUUGUGGGUCCUUAGACGUAAAGAUAUCUAAUGUUACUAUAAAAGACGAAUACAGCUGUAGGAGCAACCUCAGAGUCUGAUAUCCAGUCUAGAUGUGUCAUAUGCUUUUUUCCCCCAUUUCUUUUUCUUCUUUUUUACAUCUUAAACCAGGAAAUCUCACUGAAAUGCCUGGUGUUAUCUUUGUUGACAAAACUGCUUUGAAUAAGUAAAAAAAUAUAUAAAAUCAAAAAUCUACAAACUAAUAAUGAAGUACAAUUUUAAUCUUUAGCAGAUCUUUUCUAAUGGCAUUAUUUAGUUAAAAAUGAAGUGAAGCACUGGCUGCGUCUGAAAUGGCAUACUAUUCACUACAUACCCAAUAUGUGAACUACUAUUCAACAUACUUUUGUGUGAAUAAACAGCAGCAUGUAUCUUUUCGGAAGCACUGAGCAGCAAUAUAAAUCAUCACUUCCUGAGAGCCUCCUUGCCGGUUGGAGUCGUGUAACCAUGGUAACCAGUGCCAACCUCAUGUGACCAAAACAACAGUUUGUGAGAAUCAAAGUCUGAAUUGAUUUAAAAUAUAUGU
This is a messenger RNA of Sebastes umbrosus (honeycomb rockfish), 2974 nucleotides long. It is a transcript of the gene tbc1d10ab, whose product is annotated as TBC1 domain family, member 10Ab. NCBI's taxonomy places the organism in Eukaryota, Metazoa, Chordata, Actinopteri, Perciformes, Sebastidae. The coding region runs from base 1 to 1416 and encodes 471 amino acids. The record is from RefSeq and is a predicted model, not a curated record. The transcript has 9 exons.